Phodopus roborovskii (desert hamster) is the source of this 5166-nucleotide messenger RNA. RefSeq names its product zinc finger and BTB domain containing 43 (gene Zbtb43). The coding region runs from base 219 to 1622 and encodes 467 amino acids. NCBI's taxonomy places the organism in Eukaryota, Metazoa, Chordata, Mammalia, Rodentia, Cricetidae. The transcript is spliced from 3 exons. The record is from RefSeq and is a predicted model, not a curated record. Gene Ontology annotation, biological process: regulation of transcription by RNA polymerase II. Gene Ontology annotation, molecular function: DNA-binding transcription factor activity, RNA polymerase II-specific; protein binding; RNA polymerase II cis-regulatory region sequence-specific DNA binding.
GCCUGGAAGCGUUUCCGGGGAGGCGGGAGACUCCGGCGGAAGCUGUCCCCGCGGUGGCGGUGGAGAAUAAGGCCUUCGUGCGGGCGACUAGGCGCUCCGGUAGGCUGGAGCUGCAAGCGCGGAGCCGUCGGCAGAUUGUUCUUUGAUGGCCAUGGCAUAAGGAACAUUAUCACCAGAAAUACAGCUUUGCACUGGCACUAAACAAGAUUGGUGAUGAAAUGGAGCCUGGAACAAACUCUUUUCGAGUAGAGUUUCCAGAUUUUUCCAGCACCAUUCUGCAGAAACUAAACCAGCAGCGCCAACAAGGACAGUUAUGUGAUGUCUCCAUUGUUGUCCAAGGCCACAUUUUCCGGGCACACAAAGCUGUUCUUGCUGCCAGUUCACCGUACUUUUGUGACCAAGUACUCCUGAAAAACAGUAGGAGAAUUGUUUUGCCUGAUGUGAUGAACCCAAGAGUAUUUGAGAACAUUCUCCUCUCUAGCUACACAGGACGCCUUGUGAUGCCUGCUCCAGAAAUUGUUAGUUACUUAACAGCAGCCAGCUUCCUCCAGAUGUGGCAUGUGGUGGACAAAUGCACUGAGGUUCUAGAGGGAAACCCCACAGUUCUAUGUCAGAAGCUAAACCAUGGCAGUGACCACCAGUCUCCCAGUAGCAGUAACUAUAAUGGCCUGGUAGAGAGCUUUGAGCUGGGUUCUGGGGCACAUACUGAUUUCCCCAAAACACAGGAACUGAGGGAUGGUGAGAAUGAAGAGGAGAGCACCAAAGAUGAGCUGUCAUCUCAGCUCACUGAGCACGAGUACUUGCCCAGUAACUCAUCCACAGAGCAUGACCGACUGAGCACCGAGAUGGCGAGCCAGGAUGGGGAGGAGGGGGCCAGCGACAGUGCUGAAUUCCACUACACCCGGCCUCUCUACAGCAAGCCCAGCAUAAUGGCUCACAAACGCUGGAUCCAUGUGAAGCCUGAGCGCCUGGAACAGACGUGUGAGGGCAUGGAUGUGCAUGCGGCCUACGAUGAGCACCAGGUCACUGAGUCCAUUAACACCAUGCAGACAGAGCACUUGGUCCAGCCUUCAGGGGUGGAGGAGGACUUCCAAAUUGUGGAGAAGAAAGUGGAAGCAGAGUUUGAUGAGCAAGCAGAGGAGAGCAACUAUGAUGAGCAGGUGGACUUCUAUGGCUCCUCCAUGGAAGAGUUUUCUGGAGAAAGGUUGGAUGGGAAUCUAAUUGGACACAGACAAGAGGCUGCCCUUGCAGCAGGCUACAGUGAGAAUAUUGAAAUGGUGACGGGGAUAAAAGAAGAGGCGUCCCACUUAGGAUUCUCAGCCACUGACAAGCUGUAUCCUUGUCAGUGUGGGAAAAGUUUCACACACAAGAGUCAGCGAGAUCGACACAUGAGCAUGCACCUCGGUCUUCGCCCUUAUGGCUGUGGUGUCUGUGGUAAGAAAUUCAAAAUGAAGCACCAUCUCGUGGGCCACAUGAAAAUUCAUACAGGCAUAAAGCCCUAUGAGUGUAAUAUCUGUGCAAAGAGAUUUAUGUGGAGGGACAGUUUCCACAGGCAUGUGACUUCUUGUACCAAGUCCUAUGAAGCUGCAAAGGCUGAGCAGAAUACAACUGAGGCUAACUAAAAAUAGGUUCUGGCCCUUGAGUGGCAUGCACAAAAAUAAACUAUGGUAAUUAAUGCAAAUCUGGGCACAGAUGAUGCGUGCCACUUGCUAUUAUGAGAGAAGCUUAAAAAGAAAAAAAGGAAGAUAUUUCUGAAAGACCAGCUCUAAGUAGGCCAAUUAAAAAAUUUAAUCCCUCAAAUUUGUAUGUUCUGGUCCUGGCCUAGAAUGGAUGGUAGGAAUAAGUUCACCCAGUGCCCAGCUGGCAAGAUAGCCCUUCCAGCCAGCAGUGACUGAGGCGUUGGACAUAGUGGCCGACUAACCCACCAGUUCACUCAGGUGGAAGCAGUUGUCUAUCACGCAGUGCCCUGAGAUGUGUUGCAUUUUAUUUUCCCCUGGUGGAUGCAGGGGUUCUGGGGCUUUGCUUUGGUAGCGCAUCACUGGAUGCUACUCUUCUCAAGGCUACACCAGCCUGACUCCUGGGCUGAGAUGUGAACAGAGCUCUUCCAUGUCUAGUUUCAUGCUUUCUAAGGUUCUAGCUGAAACUGUGGCAACGCUCAGUCGACCUGAGUCCAAAGCAGAUGACUUGGCUCCUGUUAGAGUGCUUCAGACUCUUGACAAAGCACGGUUUUGUGUUUAGUUUUAAUUGGGUUUGAACCAUUGUGUCUCCUUUUAAGUCUGUGGGUGCCAGAGGUAGGUGUUUCUAGUUAAUUUGUUACCCUACGCUUCCCUUAUUUAAUGGUAACAGCUGGACUAGACAUCCAACCUGCAGUGACUGAUCACAGUACUGGCAGUGUCUUGUGGCCCUACUGCCUUAGAUCAUGGUGCUUCCUAACAAGGGUCAGCCAGGGAUCACAGUUCAUGGGACCUAGCCAGAAUGCAUGGCUAAGACUUAUCUGUGAGUGGGACACUCCCAUACUCAGCAGAGACAGUAACUUAUAAAAACAGAAAGCUAUACUUGAGAAAGGUCUCAAAAAUACACUGGUGUGGGGAAUGCUGUUUUAGAGGGACACUGAGCGGUACUGUCAGCUCUGUAUGAGACCUGCAUUCAGAGUGUGAAGAGUCCUUCAUUAAGCAACAUCAUCUACAGAUUUCUGUUCCUCGGUCACAGAGAAAGCUGCACACAUUUAUAAGUCCCAGUAGUUUACACCCACUAAGGGAAGGAAGGCCACCCCGCCCUUCAAGGCCUCCUCUCCCUAGAGUGAAUAUUUUAGGUUGUAAAGAAGUCUUGCAUUCAGAGAGCCUUUUUAAGCACGUGACAGGCCUGAGGCUCUUCCUGGGGUGAGUGUCUGUCUGCUUUUCUUCCCUGGGAUAACAUUCUGACCAACAGUAGCUCAGGGGGUAGGGUUUAUUCGGCUUGGUUUACACUACCAUGUCACAGUCCAUUCUGGGGUAAAUCACAGCAGGAACUUGAAUAUUGACAGUCAAGACAAGACUAUCAGCCACAGACAUACCCACAGGCCAGUCUGAUUUGGGAGUCCUUCAACUUAGACUCCCUUCUCAGAUGACUCUAGGCUGUGUCAGAUUGUCAUCUCUAGCUAGACAGUAGGACAGGGUGUUGCUCCUGUGUCGCCUUUCCCUACACAGUCUUUUACUGCUAAGUAGAAACUUUUUUCCUUAAAAUAAAAAUUCUUUUUUCUUGGAUUUGGGGUGAAAUUUUGUUUUUAAAGUUUUUCUUUGAUAUUUCUGGCAAGGGCUUCUGAUCAUGAGGUUUCUGAUACCAAGAGUUCACCUGUGACCUUUGUUUGGGAAAUGGAAAGAAAAUAGGGACACGCAUUUAGCCAGUAAAUGCUUGUGAUCAAGAUUGUAAAACAGGGAUCUAUUUAUGAACACUGUAUCAAUCUUGGUAUAUAAAAGCACUUUGUAUUUAAAAUUUUAUUAUUAUAAGUAUGGAUGUAGGGUUUUUGUUAUGUUUUGUUUUUACCUAGAAACGAGAUAAUACCUCCUGGUGGUUUGGCACAUUCAGAUGAUCUCCCAGUGUGGAAGUCUGCAGCAGUCCUGUGUAUGCACAUGGAGGGGAUUGUACAGCCACACUCACAUGUGCCUCCUAGUCUUCUCAUGGGAGAGGCCAAUGGGUUUAGGGAUGACCCUAAGAUGUAUGAGGGUGAAGCUAGUAAUAUCCACCCUGAGGCAGUUGAACCAUCUAUAGUUAGAAGCUAUUCCUGCCCUGCCCACCUCCUAUUCACUGCCUGCCUUCUGCCUAUUGCCCAUUGAAGUCUCUAUUCAUAUGAGAACUAGGACCCUUGUGGAGAAGAAUCUGAGGGAAAAAGAAAACACCCUGGCAACAUCCGUGUGUUGAAUCAGUACCCUUGUCAUGCAUGAUGACAAAACUUUUGUUCAGCUGGAAUGUGGCAGACCCCAUGAAUAGGUGGGGUGUCCUAGGUCUUAGAGGCAGAGGAGUAACUGGAUUCUAGGCAUUGAAUCAAGGUUCCUGACCUACCUUUCCCAUUAGAGGGCCUUCCUGCCCCCCUGCUUUGCUAUAGUACUGGUUUCCUCACUGCCUUAGGAAGUCCCCGCCCUUCCGGACGAGCUUGAAUAGUAGGGACAGCACUGUCCAGUGUUCAGGGACUUCAUCAAUGGCCCACCAGCAAGGUGUUUGUUCUCUACUUUGAGCCUUGACUGGUUUUUCUUCAGUCCUUCUAGGAAAGGGCUUCCAGCCCCACUGGUUGCAGUUCACAAUCUGCAUGCACCACACCUUCAAUCUUGGAUGCACAAGUCAGUGAGCUGCAUGGUCCGGCUCCUUGUGCCGUUAUUCUGAGCUCCCCUUCUCUGGCCAGGUUCUUCAGAGCCUGCCCUAGAGGAUUCCCUCCAUUGCAGGGGGCCUUUACUGAACUACUCUGACCCUUUUAGCUGCUGGGAAUGCUGUGUGCCAGUGUGGAAGGGAAGGUGAGGAACAAAGGCUGUGGCUGCAUUCUGGAAACCAUGUGCUGCAGCUGGGUCCCCAAGGUUGCAGCGAAGCUUUGCCUGUCCCACACAUGAGGUAGUGCUUGCUAAACUCUUGAUAGUUUGGAGAUGCUGGGCAUCGGGGGCAGGGUUGCCCUUGGCCUCCUGUGAUUUAGGUUGCUUUGGUGACUAGUGAAUCCAGGUUUGCUUUGGGUUUAUUUUCUCUCUUUCUCUCUGAUAUUUUACAUAUUUAAAGGUACUAGUUUGUCAUUGCAGAUCUCUACUGAUAGUGCCCUGUGGGAACAUGCUGGAACACCUUUGCAAAUGUGAUUUUUUUUUUUUUUUCAAGUGUUGCUUGAAGCCUGUGUUAUGUCAGUGGCUGCUGCCUUCUUUCUUUUUAUGUGGUUCCCAAUGUUUCUUCCAGAAAAUGACUUUAUUUAUGCAAGUCAGGUGACUCUUAGGCCACAGAACCAUGGGAUGAUAAACAGAUUGUCAUUAGGUGCAUAUCAUGGAUACUUUGUGAACUGCCUAUGUUGCAGAAGUUAGUUUUUUCUAGAAUUGCUGUCUUUGGUGUACAGCGUGGUUUUAACUGAAUGUUACUGUUUAAUAUUUUCUUCUUAUAGAAGAGACCAUGCCCUUUUGUAUGACACGUUUUAAUAAAUGUUACCUGUCCAUUUUGUACAAA